AUGGAGACAUCGUAUCCCAGAGAGUCGGAGUCGGGGAGUGAGACUACUCGUGGAAGUCAGGAAGAGGUUGAUAAUAAUGAAGCCCUCAGCCCCCUCCAUUCUGAUUUGCCACCUACUACAGAUGCUGAUCUUGGGGAUACAAAUCUCCCUGCUUCUUCGUCCCCAACAUUACCUGUCCUCCCCGAUGACAGUGGUGCGAUUGUGGGAGCUUCUGAUUCUGUCUUGGCAAACAGCAGUCCUUUGGAAUCAACCUCUGCAGUCGAGGAAGAGAAGGAUUCUGAUCAGGCCAACAACAAUCCGGCAAAAUCAACCACUGCAGUCGAGGAACAGAAGGAUUCUGAUGAGGAGGUUUUGUGUGCCAAACCUCUGUCCUUUGUUGAUGGCAAGGCCGCCCCUGUUGUCCCCUCGAAUGUCUGUUUGAAGGCUGGUAGGAGGAGCAAAAGGCUUAGAACCUUUUCUAGUAAAUUAGAUGAGAGGUUCCAUUUCGAUAAGAAAAUUAAGGGCUUAGUUGGCCACCCUUCCCCGUUGGUAGUAGGAAGUAAUCAAUGCGUUGACCCUGAGGAACGAUUCCAAGGAUCUCUUAAAAAACUCAAGGCGACAAGUUCUGUUUCCCUGGGUGGGGAUAUUUUGCUUGCUAACAAGGAUAUUUUUGAAUUGAUUGAGCGGAAAAAACAUCUCAACAACAAGGUCUUGGAUGCACUAAUCAAGUUCAGUCGGCAUAUAUUGAGGGUUGAUGAUGGUGACGGUGAGAAGUUGCGUAUUGAAGUCCUCGAUUCGAAGUUUGUUUCCCAGCUAACUCGUCUUUAUUACAAGUUUUCCAAAUCUGAUCCCCUUGGAAAUUUCAUUUUCCCAUCCCCAUUGAUUGAUAUUUUACGUGGAGCUGGGGAUCCUGAGCGGGUUGAAUUAUUUUCCGAGGCUGAUUUUCAUUACCUGCCGUUUAACUUCGACAAAAAACAUUGGGUUGCAUUGUGUGUUGACCUCAAUGGCGGCAAGAUUGUAGUCCUUGACUCUAAUUAUCAGCUCCGUAAAGAUGCAGCUCUACAAUCUGAACUUCAGCCUCUUGCUGUCAUGCUGCCUUUCCUUCUCAAACAAGCUGCAUUUAAUCCGUCUAUGAAGCAGUUGCCUGUUAACCCAUUUUCUAUUGAACGUCCUCUGUCGAUCCCUCAGGUUUCAUCUCCAUUUGAUUCUGGGGUUGUAUCUGUCUUCUUAAUCCAUGUGCAUGCCACUGGAGGUCUGGAGGAGUGUAAUGAUUUUGACGUUGGGGCGAUUGAGAGUGAAGUGAAAAAGCUCGUUUGUGCCAUAAUGAUUGCCGGUGUUGCUUCCUAACCGUUUUAUUAGCGGUCUUAGUUGUUUCUUAUCCUGAACCAAUCUCUUACAUCUUUUAAUGUUUGGUUAUUGCUACCUUUUUAAUUUCUUGGUAUGUUACUAUUUUUAAGU
Molecule: messenger RNA, 1437 nt
Organism: Arabidopsis lyrata subsp. lyrata
Lineage: Eukaryota; Viridiplantae; Streptophyta; Magnoliopsida; Brassicales; Brassicaceae
Exons: 9
Coding region: 1-1326 (441 amino acids)
Biological process (GO): proteolysis
Molecular function (GO): cysteine-type peptidase activity
Source: RefSeq, a predicted model, not a curated record